AUGUCUCGGCCAUACGACAAUGCCAAUGUUGAGCAGCUUCAACGCGAUGCAGACGAUUGCCUGCUUACCUACGGAACUUCCUUUCACCCCGAGAUCAUCACGUCUACAGAUGGCAUCUAUGUGGAGACUGCCUCUGGCCACCGAAUGAUGGAUUUCACUUCAGGCCAAAUGAGCACACUAAUCGGGCACGGUCACCCCGAAGUCGUCGAGGUAAUUAGCAGUCAUGCGCAGCAUCUCGACCACGUCUUCAGCGGCAUGAUCAGCCCUCCUGUCAUCAGUCUGGCGAAACGCCUAACGGGCGUCGCACCAGCUGGCCUCGACAAAGCCUUUUUCCUGAGCACCGGCGGCGAGAGCAACGAAGCUGCAAUCCGCCUGGCAAAAUUCUUCACUGGGAAAUUCGAAAUCGUCGGCCUGGCUGCUUCCUGGCAUGGCAUGACGGGCGCGUCUCUCGGUGCCCAGUAUCAUGCUGGUCGCUCGGGCUACGGCCCCAACAUGAUUGGCAACCUGGCUCUGCCCACACCCAAUGCCUACCGCUCGAUAUUCCGGAAGGCGGAUGGGACGUAUGACUGGGAGACGGAGCUCAACUAUGGCUUCGACCUGCUGGACAAGCAGUCCUGCGGGUCUCUCGCAGCCGUGAUUAUCGAGCCCAUUCUUUCGAGCGGCGGCAUGCUAGAGCUUCCGGCGGGCUAUCUGAAAGCGCUCAAAGAGCACUGUGAGAAAAGGCACAUGUUGCUGAUUAUCGAUGAGGCGCAGACGGGACUGGGCCGCGCAGGCGACAUGUUUGCCUUCACGCACCACGCCCAAGACAAGGGCGUCGUUCCCGACAUCCUGACGCUCAGCAAGACGCUCGGAAAUGGCAUCCCGCUCAGCGCUGUCUUGACUUCGAAUAAGAUUGCCAAGCAUGCAAAAGACAACGCCUUCUUGUUCUACACCACACACAUCAACGACCCCCUCCCCGCUGCCGUCGGCGACAAAGUCCUCGAAAUCGUCGUUAGAGACAAUCUCUGCGCUCGCUCCAAGCGUCUCGGCAUCAAGCUGCAAGCAGGACUGCGGCGCCUCCAGUCUCGCUACGGCUGCAUCGGCGACGUACGCGGCCGCGGCCUCAUGGCCGGCGUGGAGAUUGUCAGCGACAGAAGGACCAAAGCCGGGGCUCCGGAAGUCGGUGCAGCCGUGGCACGCAGAAUGGAGGAAAUGGGGCUGUGGGCCCAGCUGGCGACUAUGGCCUCGUUUGGCGGCGUGUUUCGAAUCGCUCCUCCCAUUACCGUUACAGAGGAGCAACUUGAUCGUGCGCUGGAGAUUCUCGAGGACGCGUUGAGAUUGACGCCGGGAACCAUGCCGUUGUAUAAUGACCCCGUCUGA
Messenger RNA from Exserohilum turcica Et28A, 1359 nucleotides. RefSeq lists its product as uncharacterized. The transcript is spliced from 2 exons. NCBI's taxonomy places the organism in Eukaryota, Fungi, Ascomycota, Dothideomycetes, Pleosporales, Pleosporaceae. Gene Ontology annotation, cellular component: mitochondrion. The coding region runs from base 1 to 1359 and encodes 452 amino acids. Gene Ontology annotation, molecular function: transaminase activity; pyridoxal phosphate binding. The record is from RefSeq and is a predicted model, not a curated record.